Molecule: messenger RNA, 867 nt
Organism: Akanthomyces muscarius
Lineage: Eukaryota; Fungi; Ascomycota; Sordariomycetes; Hypocreales; Cordycipitaceae
Exons: 1
Coding region: 1-867 (288 amino acids)
Biological process (GO): kinetochore assembly; protein localization to kinetochore; attachment of mitotic spindle microtubules to kinetochore
Cellular component (GO): kinetochore
Source: RefSeq, a predicted model, not a curated record
AUGUCAACUCCGCCGCGCAAGACAACAGUCAAGGCACAGGACGUGCUCAAAGCCUUGACGCGCCACCAAGCCCAACAUGAAAUUUCCAUCAUAAAGUUGAGCGAGCCUAUUACAAGCUAUACACCCCAGGAGCCAAGACAGAGAACUUCAGAUGCAUCAAAUGCAUCGCUAGAAGGGCCAACUCCGGCAAGCCUGGAAGCCGAUCUAGUGCACUACAGCGAGCUCUUUUCCAAGCUGCGAUUUUCUUACGUUGAACAAGUCACCAAGGAGAAAUUCAUACGUGCCAUCGUGGGAGAUCCGCCCCUGAUUGUCAGCAUGCAGGAGAAUCUGGAGUUGGAAAAGCAUAACCUGGAGGCAAAGGCAGAGCUGAAGAGCCUCAAGCAGGACGUUGCUAACAUGGUGGAAGACUUGGAGCACAAAGCCCGCCAGCUCAGCCAGAGAUACGAAAGUAUCCAGCUGGACACAACUCGGCUGGAGGAGCUUCCAAGGAGGAUACAUGGUCUCCAGGCGCAGGUGGCGGAACUGAAGUCAUCCAGGGCCACGGCAGACGCGAACCCCGAUAUGAAUCUGCCACUCAUUAAAACGAGACAUCUCGUGUCGCGUCGGCAGGCGGAGCAGCAAGAAGUCACGCGUGAGCUGGAGGCUCUUCAGUCAAAAUUCCCGCGUAAGAGAAAGGAGGCUGAGCGUCUAGAGGCGGAACUAGGUCCACUGGAAACAAAGCGACAAAAUAGCAGGGCCGCAGCGCGUGAGGCAAAGCGAAGGAAAGAAGUAGCAAUGGGUGGCGUCGGUGACGAUCUCGAGCAACGAGCCAAAUGGUGGCGAGCAAGCGAGGGCAUCCUCACGCAGCUCUUGGGCACGAAGAGCUGA